Molecule: messenger RNA, 2566 nt
Organism: Zerene cesonia (dogface butterfly)
Lineage: Eukaryota; Metazoa; Arthropoda; Insecta; Lepidoptera; Pieridae
Exons: 3
Coding region: 109-1020 (303 amino acids)
Source: RefSeq, a predicted model, not a curated record
GAGAACGUGUGGGCGGCUAGCGUGGGCGCCUAGCUUAUAAAGCUCCGCGACCCAGCCUGCCUGAAUAGUCGUGUUCCGACCUUUGUAUGCAAACGUGAACAGUGCGAUAUGUGCAAUCUUCCUACAGGAUUAAGGAUGUGGGUGGUUUUCUUUUGCUAUUUGUUAGCAGAAGCAAAGACCUAUCCUAUGCAAGGAUGGCCAGUAUACGCACAAGAUCUUCGAGAUUACCAUGAUGACGAUUACUACUAUGCUCCUAAAGUUCAAUAUUUCUACGACACACCAGCAAUGAAUCCCCCGGAAGUUUAUGGUCAAGUUCCUUAUACGUACAUGUACGAUCCAUAUGGACAUUUCUCAAAUGAUGCACCGAAAAUAGAAGAAGAAAGAUUUUCAGCAUUACCCAUUGGACAAGAAACAUGGUUUGAAAGUGAUUCUAACCCUCGAUGGCGCUCCAACGACAUGGAUGACGUCAACGCCGCGUUCUUGGACAACCUCAUACUUACGCAAAUGGCAAGAGACGCCCAAAGGCGCCGUGAAAAUGCUCGGGCUGCUUUUUCGAAUAUGGACUACGACGACAAAGACAAUGAAGACAAAGAUGUACAAGAACUAAAAGCUUUAGCGGGAAAACCACUUUAUCACGCCCCAAAGUCUGUCCCUAGAAUUGAGGAUGACGAAGAUGAGGACUACGUAGGUGACGAUUCUGACGGUUUUAUUAAUUGGAAUGGAAAUAAACGAAGCCUUACCACUGAAGCACCUGUAUUGAGCACGGAAAGCUCAAUGAUUGAUAAAGUGGGUCAAAAAGAAGUUGUGAUGACUCGCCCUCCUCAACAUGUACGCCAACACUUCAACUUAAAAUUUGACCAAGAAAAACGAAGCUCACCCUUUUACACGACCAUAGCUCGUCUUGUGGAUAAUGCAAAACAUGAAUCAUCGAAACCGAGAAGAAUCGAUAAACGCUUCGUAGCUAGUGAUUCCGAUCUCGUCGUCGAGCUACGUGGACUUAAACAUCGCAUUGCAACCUAAACUUCUAAAUGAAAAUCGCCAACCAAUAUGAGACUGAAUUACUUUAGCAUAAUAGAUACGUACGACACCAGCGACCUGAUUAUAAUCUUCUAAAAGGCCCAUGAAAAUACCAAAAAAAUAUUAGAUUGUAUAAGUAUUAAGUACGUGUAACAUUGUAAUUAUUUUUUUAGAAAUACUUAUGAUUUUAAUUAUUAGAUUUUUGUUAUGUUUAUUUUAUAAUCGUAGAUGAAUAGGAAAAGGUAAUGUACAAAAAUUGACUAUAAGCUCGUUUAGGAGAGGUUGUUGGAUGUAUAAUAUGAGACAUAUAGUUUUUCACUUCAAUCUCCGUAAGAUACCCUUCACAUGGCAGCUAAUAAUUGCACAAAAACGUGCGUGUAAAUAAAUUAGGUACUGAUUAUCUAAGAAUUAGAUAGAAAGCGUUAUAUUAAAUUCUAAUUUUUGUAUACUAAGUAUUAAUACUUUUUUGAUAUUUUUAUUGCAUAUAAAAUAAUUCAUUUAUGCUUGAACUAUUUACUAAGAACUUGAGACAUCUAAAUGGCGUCCAAUACAGCGCAAAUGCGAUCAUCUAUUUCACUUACGGACAAACGUGGAAAGGAUUUAAUAUUUAUUUUUUAUUAUUUUCUCAAAGAUGUAUAAAGCAUAAGUAUCGUGCUUCGAAUAUAAACUGUUCAUUUGUAUUCCCUAUCCUUAACAAUAUAUAUGUAAUUUCUAAAUAUUUGUUCGUCUUUGCUUAACUUUUAUCUAUGUAUACUCAGAUGCAGGUGCUAAUAACUUAUUUUCAUAUGUACUACGGUCUAAGCGGACAAUACCAGAAAUCUUUUUGCAAAGCAAAACUUUGAAGUGUUAAAAUAUUAUAAACCUUUACUGUAUCUGUAAGAUGAGAGCGAUUCUCUUGAAGUGAAGAGGAUUAGGUGAUAUUUUAGCUUUACAGCUUGUCUAAUAUUUAUAUUACAGCGGGUCUUUAAGACCCUUGUUAAAUGGAAAAAAAAUCUAAAUUUGUUGUAGAAAACUGCAAUCAUGUAUUUCCAGUAUUCCUAACUUGUAAAUACAUUGUCUUUCUCCUAAAACGUAAAUAAGUAAUUUUGUAUCACACUUUUAUAUGUUCUAUUUGUCGUAAAUGACUUAUCUUUCUAAAGUACAUAUCUGAAUUAAUUAAAGUCAAAUUAAUUUUUCAAGUUAAGGCGAAAUAAUCUCAGCCAUGAAUUAGAUUGUAUAGUUAGUAUGAAUUUAGUGUCAUCUAUAAAGAAUUAUACCAGUUCAUGCAAAUGUUACUAGUUCAUUAAAGAAAAUUUGUUAGUAAUUGGGUAAAUGAUAUCUUUCUCAUACUUUUAAUGUAAACAAAAGCCUUUAUGUGUUUAGAUAGAUAAAUAAAUAUGAGUAACAAAACGACGUAGGUCUAUCGAUCGAAUUUUUCGAGUCAAAAGCUCAAUUUAUAAGGUACACGAAUCCUAUUUAAUGAUAUAAUUUAGGAAGUUUCAAUGUCAUUCACAUAUAGGUACUCAAAAAUCUCAAGUGAACGAAGUAUAUACUAAACGUAUGUUAAAGU